Messenger RNA from Helobdella robusta, 1905 nucleotides. RefSeq lists its product as hypothetical. The transcript has 3 exons. Lineage: Eukaryota; Metazoa; Annelida; Clitellata; Rhynchobdellida; Glossiphoniidae. The record is from RefSeq and is a predicted model, not a curated record. The coding region runs from base 1 to 1905 and encodes 634 amino acids.
AUGGUUUGCAUUUCUUGUCGAAUGAAAAUAGGCAAACUAUCUCCAUCAAAUUCAACUUCACAACCACCACCCGCACCGCCAUCCUCGUCUUCAUCAUCUGAAAAUGCCGUUGUAACCGGCGAGUCGUUGAAUCAAAUAUUUUUGGCUGCCGGCUGUUCACCUUUAAGAAUAAGAAAAAUAAGCUCAAGUAACAAAGUACCGUACAUGAAGAAAAAAGUUCGCAAUGCAGUAGAGUUGUUAUGCAAAAAAUCAGCCAGGUUGGUUGAAAAGGAUAAAAAUAUUUUUCAAACACCAAAAAAAGUUUUGAAUUGUAAACAUUGCGAUGGUUUCAAAAAUAUUAUGGAGGAAUUAAAAGUAAAAUUUUUUUCAAGCGAUUAUCGUCACAGACAACAAAUUUUAACUCUAGUCCCACCAUCAUGGACCCUCUCAAGAACUGCUUCAUUUUUUUCAUGUUCAAAACAUCUUGUUAUUAAAAGUAGGAAAUUGAAAAGAGAAUCAGGCAUUUUAUCACUACCACAUAAGAAAAAAGGUGAAACUAUUGACGAGCACACAACACAAUCUGUGAUCGAUUUCUACAAUCAACAAGAAAUUUCUAUCUGCUGCCCUGGAAAGAAAGAUUUUGUCACUGUUACAGAAGGUCAGCAAAAAGUAUACCAUCAGAAAAAAAUUUUACUUGCAAAUAUUAAAGAAAUUUAUUUUGAAUUCGUUAAACAAAAGAAUUUAAAAAUUGGUUUUUCAACUUUUUUCAAACUGCGUCCACCAUGGUGUGUAACUGUUUCAUCGCCUGGAGCACAUCGAGUGUGCAUCUGUGAAUAUCAUCAAAAUAUCAAACUUAUGCUUGAAAGUGUGCCAUUAAAUCAUUGCUACAAAUUUUGGCUGGAAAAAUUAGUGUGCAAUAUAAAUUCAAGAGAAUGUAUGUUACACAGAUGUGAGGAAUGCCCAGGAAAACUGAGUGUCGAAAAUAACUUAAGAGCGAUUUUCGAAGAAGCUGUAAUUUCAAUUGACAACACAAUCAGUUUUUAUCAAUGGUUCCAUGAUGAUAAUCGCAGUUCAUUGAUUUCCGUACAGGAUACAGUUGACAGUUUCAUUGAAAGAUUUUCGCAAAAACUUGACGAGUUGUCAUCGCAUCAUUACAUAAGCAAAGAACAAUCGAAAUAUCUUAGCGAUUCUAAAGAAAAUUUAAAAAAUUUGGAGUGUAUUGCUUUAAUGGAUUUUGCUGAAAAUUAUUCGGUGAUAUUACAGGAUGCAAUCCAGAGUCAUCAUUGGAGCAACACGCAAGUUACUCUUCACCCAAUUGUUCUUUAUUACAGAGACGAUGAAAACUUAUCUGUCAAAAGCGUUUGCAUGAUUAGCGACUGUCUCGAUCACAAUGAUUUUGGAUUAAAAGCAGAAUGGCACUUUUUUGCAACUUCUCAUGGAAAAAGUCCUUGCGAUGGAAUUGGAGGGACAACAAAAAGAUUGGUUGCAAGAGCAAGUUUGCAGGCAUCAACAAAAGAUCAGAUAUUGAACGCCAGAGAUUUUUACACAUACGCUGAUGCGAAAAUAAAUGGUAUUAAAUUUUUUUGGGUAGACAAAAUAGAAAUUAAAGAUCUGCUAGAAAUGCUUGAAAAAAGAUUUAGGUCAGCAGAUAAAAUAAAGGGUUGUCGAAGUCAUCACUCAUUUAUUCCAGACAAAAAUGAUCAACUUUUGAUGAAACGUUUGUCUUCAGAUUUAUUUGGAUACAAUUUUAAUAAAAAUGAAAGUGAAGACAAUGAUGAUUACCAGCCGGGUCGAUUUGUAGCUUUGGUCUAUGAUAAGAAAUGCGCUUAUAAAUCUACUAAUAUUGGCCCAGCUUGGCUUGGCUCGGAAUUGCAUGUUAAGCAAGGUGUGGUCUCAAACUAUUUGGAAUUCUCCCAAAAAAUUUGA